UUAAAACUUUGCCUACGUCCUCCCUCUCGUUUUGUCCACGUGCGUCGUCACGAAAACCGUUGUCUCUGUAGGAAGUUGCUCACUCAGCGGCGUCGGGCUCGGCUGGUGUGUACAUCUGGACAUCUCUAUUUUCUUCUACACCUUUAAUUCAGCAGGGUAAACCAUGCCGUCAGUGCCCUCAUCCAAAGAGACCACCGUCAAGGCCCCUGUGUGCCCUCAUGCUGCCAAGCAGCUCAACCACACCAACGGAGAAGGCAAACUCCGGGAGGGUUCGUUCCCGCUGAACGGAGCUGACAAGCUACCCGCGGUGGACACUGAAGAGGCGAACAGAACCAUUCAGAUCAACACAAAGAACACUACUCCCGAGAGGAAAUGGAUCCGACCGGACCUUCCCAGCCGCUGCACAUGGAGCCUGGGAGCCUCGAAAGCAGAUUCCCCUCAUGUACAAGUUCCAAGAACUGUUGCUCCAGCCAUUCUUCCAAACAUCCUGCACAGGAUUGGUGACACUCCCAUGGUGCGCAUUAACAAGAUCCCCAAAGUGUUUGGACUCAAAUGUGAAAUACUGGCUAAGUGUGAGUUCUUCAAUGCUGGCGGCAGUGUCAAGGACAGGAUCAGCCUGCGGAUGGUGGAGGACGCUGAGAGAGCCGGAAUCCUCAAGCCUGGAGACACGAUUAUAGAGCCCACCUCUGGAAACACUGGUAUUGGAUUGGCCCUGGCUGCAGCUGUGAAAGGUUACCGCUGCAUCAUCGUCAUGCCUGAGAAAAUGAGCAUGGAGAAGGUUGAUGUCUUGAGAGCUCUUGGAGCUGAGAUUGUCCGUACGCCCACCAGCGCUCGCUUCGAUUCGCCAGAGUCUCACGUGGGCGUAGCCUGGCGCCUUAAAAACGAGAUCCCCAACUCUCACAUCCUCGACCAGUACCGUAACCCGAGCAAUCCUCUGGCUCACUACGAUGCCACAGCCGAGGAGAUCCUGGAGCAGUGUGACGGUAAACUGGACAUGCUGGUGGCGGGGGCAGGCACAGGGGGGACGAUCACUGGCAUCGCCCGCAAACUGAAGGAAAGAUGCCCCAACAUCAAAAUUGUUGGUGUUGACCCAGAAGGCUCCAUCCUGGCUGAGCCUGAGGAGCUUAACAAGACUGAUAAGACCCAGUACGAGGUGGAGGGCAUCGGGUACGACUUCAUCCCCACCGUGCUCGACAGAUCAGUGGUUGAUACCUGGUACAAAUCAGACGAUGAGGAGUCCUUCAACAUGUCUCGGAUGCUGAUCAGAGAGGAGGGCCUGCUGUGCGGGGGCAGUUCUGGGACGGCCAUGGCAGCAGCAGUAAAGGUCGCCAAAGAGCUGAAGGAGGGCCAGCGCUGCGUGGUCAUCCUGCCAGACUCCAUCCGCAACUACAUGUCCAAAUUCCUGAAUGAUAAGUGGAUGGUCCAGAAGGGCUUCCUGAGGGAGGAGGACCUGAUGGUGAAAAAACCAUGGUGGUGGAACUUGAAGCUGCAGGGUUUGAACCUGUCAGCCCCCCUCACUGUCCUGCCUACCGUCACCUGUCAGAAGACCAUCAAAAUCCUCAAGGAGAAUGGCUUUGACCAGGCGCCUGUGGUGGAUGAGGCUGGUUUAAUCCUGGGCAUGGUGACUUUAGGGAACAUGUUGGCGUCUAUUCUGGCGGGCAAGAUCAAGCUGUCAGACCCUGUCAGCAAAGUCCUCUACAAGCAGUUCAAACAGAUCCGUCUGACUGAUAAUUUGGGAAAGUUAUCCCGCAUCCUGGAGAUUGACCACUUUGCCCUGGUGGUGCAUGAACAGAUCCAAUACUUGACGGACGGCACUGCAAGUUUGAAGCAGAUGGUUUUCGGGGUGGUGACGGCUGUUGACCUGCUUAACUUCGUCACAGUCCGGGAAAGGAGAGAGCGAUCCAUGUCAGAGUCCACCGACGAGCUGAACUAAAGCACACAGCACGCAUACAUUGCUUUACAGUGACAUCAAAUGCAAUGACAGGUUUAGUAGAAGUGUCUCAAAGAUAGAAAAAAAAUAUAUUUGAAGUUUAGAUUUGAGGGUAGCGCUUCCACUUCAAAAAAACCCAGCUUUUUUUAAACAUUUGAACUUCAUUGUAAUAAGCUAAAUAUCUUUUUGCCGCUAUGUCAAAUUGUGAUACGGUUAUUAUUUCAAGCACUUAAUACUUAUUGAAUUUGAUUAUAGUGCUUUAAAACAAAUCUUUUGUAAGUUUAUAACUUGUAGAAAGCUUUGUUUUGAAUCGGUCUUGAAUAGAGGCCCCAGGCCUGUUUCACUAUGGCCUGGUGCAUCAAACAUAAGAAAGAAGACAUAGCAUUGCAAAGCCACAUUCAUCAAUCAUUUUUCAAGGUUAGACAUGUAGAGAGUUGCUGUAUAUAAGCGUAUUCUUUCCAGUGCUGCUUUUUCAUUUGUGUACACCUAAGAAAUAUGUGGAGUUUAAUCAGACUUCUUAAAACAAUUGUGGUGUUCUUUCCCUCUCUUGUAACAAAGUGCUUGUGUUAUCUGAAGUUGUCUUGACUAUUUAAUCUUAGCUGUGUCUGAGAGAAUGUUUGUUUUUUUUAUUGCAUAAUUUUUCUUUAACGUGGACGAUUAAAUAAAGUUUAAAAGAAG
Molecule: messenger RNA, 2608 nt
Organism: Micropterus dolomieu (smallmouth bass)
Lineage: Eukaryota; Metazoa; Chordata; Actinopteri; Centrarchiformes; Centrarchidae
Gene: cbsa
Product: cystathionine beta-synthase a
Exons: 15
Coding region: 164-1933 (589 amino acids)
Cellular component (GO): cytoplasm
Molecular function (GO): cystathionine beta-synthase activity; cysteine synthase activity
Source: RefSeq, a predicted model, not a curated record